Messenger RNA from Sphaeroforma arctica JP610, 1929 nucleotides. RefSeq lists its product as hypothetical. The coding region runs from base 1 to 1821 and encodes 606 amino acids. Gene Ontology annotation, cellular component: pi-body. The transcript is spliced from 4 exons. The record is from RefSeq and is a predicted model, not a curated record. Gene Ontology annotation, biological process: piRNA processing. Lineage: Eukaryota; Ichthyosporea; Ichthyophonida. Gene Ontology annotation, molecular function: protein binding; metal ion binding.
AUGCAUACCUGGACUCGAUGUAUCUGCUCUAUUGCAGAGGCGGGUGCUGAUGUUAACUUGCCAAAUGCCGUUGGCAAGACCCCCUUGAUCACAGCCGCAACCGAGGGAGACGCUCGUAUUGUAAAGUUGCUGUUAGAUAAUGGCGCAGAUCCUAUGAUCACCGACAAGAUGGGCCGCACUCCCGCGGAGAUGGCCAAGAAGUAUGCUCACACUGAGGUGCUCGAGUUGUUUCCCGAAGAAGCCCGGCCAGCGCUCACACUGGAAGAGAUCAUGGCGAACUUCAACAAAGCCGCCUUAUCAGCGACUAGCACACCACCACCCACACAAACCCCCCCACCCGAAGCAAGCCCAGAAGACAUCCCACAAGACCCGUCAAGUGAUCCACAGCGUGACACAACAGUGCAAGAGGCUGAGGGAAGCCAUGGCACUACACAGCCGACUGCUGAGAACAGCGGUGGGGAGAGUACAGGGUGUGCAGCUACGGAUAUAGAUCCCACUGCGCAGGACAAAGGCCAGCUGCCUGGGGCUGAGGCUCCGCCGCCCACACCCGCACAAGUACAUAGCGGUAGUGAGCGAGAUACGCCUGUGUCCACAGUGACAGUUGAAGCCGCAGAUGAGCCUACCGAUGCGAACCAAGUGCAGGCGCAAGCUGAAGCAAGCGGGAGUACAGUAGACACAGCCGGAGUGGACUCUACCGACACACAUAUUGCCCGGGCGGAUAGUAGGGCUUCUGUUGGUGGUUUGAGUACCACAUCAUCGGUGGACGAGAUCAUGCGCGCGCUGGAUGCUCGAGCGGCAGAGAUCAGCAAUGAGCGCAAGAAAUCUGAGCGCGAUAUCGGCGGCAAUGACGCCAAAUGCUACGACUGUGUGGCGCUGGAGAUACUGCGCGACGACUACAAGGCGCUGGUGUUGGACAAUGAACAACUCACCCGAGAGAACGAGCGUAUGAAGCAACAGAUGGAAGCCUUAGUCACCGCCAACAAGCAACUGGAACAGGACAUGGCGGCGAUGAAGAAGGAUGCGUGUGACAGGGAGAGGGCGCCAGAGGCAGCACCGACCACAUCGAACGACGCAGAAACUGUAGACCAAACGGAACCCCCCAAGGGCAAAGGAAAGGUUGCUGGUGACAAGGAAGGAAGCAGUUGUGGGAGUGAUGGCAGUGAUAGUGAUUACAGUAGCAGCAGUGAUAAGGGCAAGGGCAGUAGUAACAAUGACCAGCAGAUGGGAGAUAGCGAAGCCCGGUCCGACGAUGCAGAGGAGGGACAAUUGACAGUAGAAGAGAGUGCCGGUCCCACCCAACAGCAUACACGCAGAGUGUCUAAAUCCAAACCCUCGGCCUUCGUAGUCACUACCAUGCAUCAGGAGCGACUGCGUACUUCAGAUGGGGCGGUGAGAAAUACCAGGUCCAGCAUGCAGGAUGUCGCCCGAGCGGACGCGCGUGCACACUCACAGUCACAAACUCAGUCACCGAGUACAGUCAGAGGACCACUUCAUGUCAGACGACACUCCAGCACGCAGUUCAACGAAGCUAUGCUGACGCGAGGCCGGCUGAGUAUCUCGGAACCGCCCAAGACCCGAGAUGACUGGGAAAUGGGCAAUAGUUGUUCGCAUCCCGGUUGUACUGAACACUUCAGCUUCAGCACGCGCAGACACCAUUGUCGUAUGUGUGCGAUGAGCAUGUGCAUCCAGCACGCGAAUGACUUUGUCAGCUACCAUGGUAUCAGGCGUCGUCAGCGUGUGUGUAAGAAGUGCUACACGAGCUUUGCCCGGCAACGAGCCAGCGCUGCGGACAAGGUCUCGACAGGACCAACACCUUCCUGAGCAUAUAUAGGCGCAUAGUAUCUGUGUACUAUAUUUAGAUCAAAACAAGUUCCGUAAACGUCCGUACAGCACAAUGUAAAAUAAAGAUAAUAAAGAUUGAGACAACAA